Anolis carolinensis (green anole) is the source of this 3273-nucleotide messenger RNA. It is a transcript of the gene chad, whose product is annotated as chondroadherin. Gene Ontology annotation, molecular function: protein binding. NCBI's taxonomy places the organism in Eukaryota, Metazoa, Chordata, Lepidosauria, Squamata, Anolidae. The record is from RefSeq and is a predicted model, not a curated record. Gene Ontology annotation, cellular component: extracellular matrix. The coding region runs from base 90 to 1175 and encodes 361 amino acids. The transcript has 4 exons.
GCAGACUCACUCUCUCUUUCACUCCACCUUUUCCCUUCCUCUCCUCCUCCUUCUCCUCCUCCUUAAACACCCAUCAUAGCUUUGUGGAUAUGAACCGGUCAGCCUUCCUAUUCAAGCUGUUCUGCUUGCUGGUAUGCCUGCUGCCCAUACUGCAGGCAUGUCCCCAGAACUGUCACUGCCAUGGUGGAGAUCUCCAUCAUGUCAUUUGUGACAACGUUGGGCUGAGAAAGAUCCCCAAGGUAGCCGAACAGACACGGCUCCUCAAUCUUCAGAGGAACAAUUUCCCUGUCUUGCCAACCAAUGGUUUCAGAGAUUUGAGAAAUCUUGUAUCGCUCCACCUCCAACAUUCCCACAUCAGAGAGAUCUCCAGUGGAGCCUUCCGGGGUCUGAAGCAGUUGGUCUAUCUUUAUUUGUCUAAUAAUGACAUUAAUGUCAUCAGAAUGGGAGCCUUUGAUGACCUGACAGAGCUUACUUACCUCUACAUAGACCAUAACAAGAUUGCUGACUUACCCAAGGGACUCCUCUCCCCAAUGAUUAAUCUUUUUAUCCUGCAGCUAGGCAGCAACAAGCUGCGAGAGCUGAAAUCAGGAGUCUUCAGUGGCACCAAGGACCUUCGCUGGCUCUAUCUGUCAAACAACUCCAUCUCUUCUAUCCAGCCAGGAGCACUGGAUGAUGUGGAAAAUCUGGCUAUAUUCCACUUGGAUAAGAACCAAUUGACCAGCUACCCACUUGCUGCAAUGAGCAAGCUGAGGGUGGUGGAGGACCUGAAGCUAUCACACAACCCAAUAAAAGUCAUUCCAGACUUAGCCUUCCAGUCUUUUGGGCGCUACAUGGAGACCCUCAGCCUGGACAACAUGGGUCUAGAAAAGUUUUCAGAUAAAGCAUUUGCUGGCACAACCACACUGAAGACUGUUCACAUUGAGAAUAACAAACUUUCCAGUCUUCCUGGAAGCUUUCCCUUCAACCGCCUUGAGACACUCACCAUGUCCAAUAACCCAUGGCACUGUUCCUGUCAGCUAGCACCUCUGCGCAGGUGGCUGGAAUCCACUCGCUCACGCCCUGAUGCAGCCUGUGCCUCACCCUCUCAGGCUCGAGGACAGCAGAUUCGAGACACAGCGGCACUCCGUGGCUGCAAACUCCCCACUAGGAGGUCUAAGAAGGGAAGUCGGCAUUAAACAGGACCUGGGAAAGCCAGUCCAGGUGACUGGCCAAUUCAACCAAUCAGAAAACUACUGAUUCCUUCCAAGCCCUUCAUCUUAAAGUGUCUUCUUUCCAUCAAGGAAUGUUUCAUUUAUCCAAUCACAUCUAUGUCCUGCCAAGUGUGGAUUGCAAGGUGGAAUCCACCAUUACAUUUGCCUCACCUCUGGUAUUACAUGUAUUAUUUUAAAAGAUAAGGUUUUUUAAAAUGUAAACUAUGCAUGACAUUGCUAAAACAAGCUACGGUAAUCUAGAUCCUGCUGGUAAAAUACAGUCAUCUCUCCUGAUACCAUUCAGUUUUUCACUUUACCAGGAUUUCCUUUCCUAAAUGCUGAGAAUUGACAGAGGAACAUAAAACAUUUCUCUACAAUCCUAGUUCCACAGUUCCAUGAUUGUUCUGUUGGAAGUAUAUAUUUGUACUCAAGUUCACAGUCUGCAGUCACAAACCUAUGCAUUUUGAGCAGAAUCUAUAGGGUGAGAGAUGUCAUUAUCUCUUAUAAUUGCUGAUCACAAAGUGGAAAGUCCUAUUUCUAUGAGUACAAAUCCCCAGGCAGAAAACUGCAAUGGUUGUCAGUCAGCAGGAGGCAAGCAAUGAGACAAUGAUAGUAAACUUUUAGGAAUGUGUGUCUAAAUUGAAAGUAAUAGGAUUGAAUGAAGAAGAAAUUGCAUCAAACAUCCAUUAAGUAAUUUGCAGAUGUAAAUUUUCCUAAACCAGUAAACCUUUUGGACUAGAUGGGAGAGGGACACUGGAUCUAUAGCUGAGAUUUUUCUCUGUAUGAUCACCAUACGCUAUAUCCCAGUAAACCUGGCACCCAGUUAAAAGAUGAAAAUACAGGUGGAGAAAGUACAAACUUAGUGCCAUUUUUAUAGACUACCUACAAUGCCUAUAUUACCUCACCUCCGCAAAAAACCCCAGAUAUUCCCACCCAUUCAAAAUAACCAAUAACAAUAAACAAUACACAAACAGAAAAACAUAAGCCUUGAGAAUGGAGAUUACUGGUGGCCAAUAGGCCAUAUUCAGAAAACGUGGUUGAUUCCUCACAUUUAAAGAGUCAAGUCAGGACUUUUCUUCCUAUUUCAAAAUAUACCCCAAUUGGAACUGGAAAAGGUAUGAGUGUGUUAAAAGGUUCUCCCAAACAGUGAAAUGGCCAGCAGCAGCCCCAUUCCCAGAGUCCUUAAAGUGAUGGUGGUGGAAAACACAACAAUUUUAAGUUUAAGACUAUGUGCCAAAAUAGUUUUCCCCUGGUAAGCAGCAGCUUUCAAAGUCUGGAAUCAAUUAGAUUCUAGGGACUGCAUGGAAGCCUUCUCCAAGUGAGUGUUUAUCACAUAGAAGAUCGGUCAUCACACAAAAAAGGAUCCUUUAAGAUAUUCUGAUCUUUUACCACCAUUACCAAACAUCUACAGACUUAAAAGGUAGUUGUGUUAUUUCUCGACUGCAUUGCCAAAGUCACGUGGAACAAAACAUUUGGAGAGUCUGGCUGAUGUCCCUUGUGAAUUGAGAGUGUAUCUUGAGCAUGCUCUCAAAACAUAUGCAAAAAUGGCUAGAAUCCCAAUAUAUAGACCAUUUCCCAAGACUGGGAAACCUAUAACCUCCCAGAAGUUGAUGUCCAGUUAACAUUAGCCUAAGACAGCUGGGCCAAUAGUGAGAGACAAUGGAAGCAGCAAGUCAUCAAUAUCUGGAGGACCAAAGGUUCCCCAUCCAGGUAUAGGAAAUUUGAAGAUCCUGACCCCAGAAAGGAACAAUGGUGUUGAGAAGAAAGCCGGUAAGGAUUACUACCUGGCAUCUUGGGAAAUGACCUCUCUACCAUCUAUGCGCCACAAAAACUUGGCUGUAGGCAGCAAGAUGACUGUGGUUUAUCAUCAUGGAUUUUGCAAUACCACAACUUCAAUUUAACUGCAUUUUUAAUCCUAAAGAUUUAUACAAAUAUAUAAUAUUUAUUCCUUUGUUACCAAGUGUAAAUGACUCCUAAGAGGAUCUUUUUUUUUCAAAAUUAAAAAUUCCUCUUACUCUUGUGUAGAGAACAAAUGGUAUAUUUUCUUAUGUACAACUUCUGUAUAAAGCUCUUGUUGCAAAGA